Molecule: messenger RNA, 365 nt
Organism: Prorocentrum cordatum
Lineage: Eukaryota; Dinophyceae; Prorocentrales; Prorocentraceae
Source: the annotation of a GenBank genome assembly
GUCCUGACUCGAUCCCGCUCACCUUCCCGUCGAUCGCGCGCCGAGGCUAUGACGCGGCGGCCUGCUCGAAGCGCAAGGCCAAGUUUGACGACUUCUGCGGUACUAACGAUGUCGAGAUGCUGUUCGUGACGGAGGAGCGGGCCCGGGUGCGUCGGAGCCCAGACAGCAUGCCAGAGACCGUUGCGACCAUGACGUGGGAGCAGGAGAGGGGCGGCUACAGCAAGGUGUACGGCGACCCAGACGAGGAACGGCAGCCGCAUGUUGGCAAGGUGUACAACAAGGCGCCUUCGGGAGGCGUCGGGGCCGAGUGUGUAGGUCGUUGGCCCGCGGGUACCUGCCUCCGCCUCUCGCCGACAGCGCUCUGA